GGAAGUAACUAAAGCAGACAGAUUCACACAGAGAUCAUUCAGCAUAAAGAAGACGAUGAAGAUCCUCCUCAUCUUCUUCACUUUCUACCUGAUCUCAGCCAAAGUGAGAUGCUUCACUGUCACUGGAUAUUCUGGAGGAAGUCUUCUGCUGGAUUCUGGGAAACCGUGGUUCAGUGAUUCUGAUAAAUAUAUGGCUAAACAAUACCCACGGAGAACAAUAAUAAAUUCCAAGAAACAUUAUAAAUGGAUUAAUGAAGGAAGAUUCACAUUGUUUAAAAAUAAUGAGGGACUUCUUAUGAUCUACAUCAGAGAUUUGAAUAAGCAUGAUGCUGGAAGAUACUGGAUCGAUGUGGAACAUUUCUGGUCCAUUUCUAUGGUUUUGGAUGUAAAAGAAGACUCAUGUUGUAAAGUGUCAAAGAGAGUGAUGGUGAAUGUUGGAGAAACUGCCUCCUUCAGCUGUGAAUAUUCACAGAAUCAUAUUAAUGAUGAUAAGAUCAUAUUCAAAGAAGAAAAAGCCUCCAUUGAGAUGAUAUACAACAGAUGGAAGAAGAAAGAAAGAUUCAGUAUUUCUGAUAAGAAAAAUAAAAACGUCUUCAGUGUGAAGAUCACUGCUGUGACUCCAGAUGAUGGAGGAGUUUAUUUAUGUGGAGUUUGGAUCAACAGACGCUCGUACAGUUACUCUGUUAUUAAUACUGUUCAUCUGCAUAUUAGCACUAAAGUGGGUGUGUCUAGAGCAAGCAGCUACUCAGGAAGUGGUCUGAUGAUCAAGUGUGAACAUCCUCAAUACAAAACCAGACCAAAAUACAUCUGUAAAGAAUCAGACGGAUGUUCAGAGAAGAAGAAUCCUGAAGUUCAGAAUGAAAGGAUGAAGAAUGGAGAUGUUUCUUUAUACGACGACACCAGAGCAGGAGUCUUGAUGGUGUUUUUUAGAGAACUGAAAGCUGCAGAUGAAGGAACAUACAGGUGUGGAGUGAAAGUAUCUGACUAUACUGAGAUCUUCACUGAGCUUCAGCUGAGACUCAGACACGAUGUUAAAUAUCCAAAGAGUGUGACUGAAUCUGUGUAUCUUCAUGGAAAGGUCAACUUCACCUGUCAGAUCCCAGAGGCGUAUGAAGUUCUGUUUUGCAAAGAGGAUGAUAAUCACACUUAUAAUCACAUGUGUCGAAACAUCAGCUCAUCUAAAGUCACACACAUGAGCGGUUCAUCUGAGAGAAAUGAAGAGAGAGUUUUUACAGUGAGCAUCAGUAAUGUGAGCGUGAGAGAUGCUGGAGUCUACUGGUGUGGAGCAGAAACCAGAGACACUUAUUUGACUUUCAUCUCCCUGACCACCAAAAUUCAGCUCAACCUCAUCAUGCCUCCAGUAGUGAGACGUGAAGGAGAAUCUGCUGAGAUCAUCUGCCCUUAUGAUUCAAUCUAUAAAUCAAAGCCAAAGUCUCUCUGUAAGGGGAAGUGCUCCACUAGAGACAGAAAUGAGAACGAGACCAAGACUGACAGACUGACUCUGAAAGAUGACGUCUCUACAAGUGUCUUCACUGGGACCAUCACUGGACUCACAGCAGAGGAUGCUGGGAAAUACUGGUGUGCAGUGACAUCAGAAACAGAGCUCAAUUAUCUUUACACUCAUCUGAUGGUCAUCGUGAACGAGGAGCUGAACUUGACUAAGUACGAAGGAGACGACGUGUCGAUCCAGUGCAAACAUCACGAUGAAGAGCAGAAGAGCUUCUGCAAAGCACACCAAGCCUCCGUGUGUGUGAAGGAUGGAGUUUCGUUGGAGACCGUCAGAGAUGAUCGAUUCUCUUUCAGUGAUGAAGCAUCUGCUGGAGUCUUUACUGUGAACAUCACUGAUCUGAGAGAAGAGGAUUCUGGGAUAUACUGGUGUGGAGCUCACGCCAUCACUGAAGUCAAUCUAGAAGUCAAGAAAACUGGUUUUACCGGCCUAUGUUCUCCAGGUGUUUCUGACAGAAUCAUCGUCUUUUGUGUUUGUGUGACUCUGCUGCUGAUGGGAGCAUCUGUCCUGUUUUUCUACAAAUACAUCAAGACACGAGAUCCGCACCCUCUCACGGACAGGACGGAAACGAGCUCCGGGGAGGCCUCUCAUGCAGCGUGUGACUAUGAGAACAUCCGAGACGUCAGACAGCGUUCGCUCUCGGGAACUGAGGAAACCGUGUUGUAUUCCACUGUUGCGCAUCCCACAGAUUCGUCUGAUCCGCACGACACGUUGUAUUCAACGGUACAAUUACCCACAAACCCCUCUGACGGGCUCCUGUACGCUUCGGUCCGUUUCCAGAAGCACAAAGAGUCUUUCGGUGACUCUCAAGUAGGCUUCAAUAACGAGGAGCUUUACAGUCAAUACAGCACAGUCAGUCGAAGCACGUGACUCGUUUAGACACAAUGAAACAAAUAUUAUAUAUAAAUCUAUUACCAUUUAUCGUAAAGAAAGUACAUGUUCUACUCAAAACAAGACAGCCUACUCAGCCGUUAUGCAGAAACGUCUGAUAAAUGUGAAGGAAAUUCAUAAUUGUGAGGAAAAGCUCCACUAGCGUGGCAUUCGUUUGCAUGCGACACAGGAUCUGAUCUCGUUCACUACAGUUAGUCAUUUUGCCACACGUGAAAUUAAAGAUAACAGAAUCCCUAUGAGCAAAACAAGCACAAGAACAGUGCAUCUGCUGGAAACACACAAGAAAACAACUCGAAUGGAAAGUUUUUUGACACAGCAGCUGGGUUUUUAAGUGUCGUUCACACUCUGCAAACAGCCGGUGCCACAAAAUGCUCCACGGAAAAGGAACCACUUACAGAUUUUACUUCUAACUGCACUGUGUUUGUUCAGAGAUGUUAACAGAAGGACCAAAGUGUUUAGGUGCUGGAUCGGUUAUGAGACUGAGAUUUUAACGCACUCUAAUUUUUAUUUUUUUUUUAUAUUGAAAGUAAUAAUCCCACAGGGACAUUAACUUAUAUGCCACCUUUAACUAGUUGGUAGUUCACUUGACUACUAAUUAUUUGAUUCGUAUAUCACACGAUAUCUGUUGGAGUUUGCUGUUCUCUGGUGUUCAGUAAUUAAAAUAAAGUUCAAAACAUGACUGGUUUGUU
Puntigrus tetrazona (Sumatra barb) is the source of this 3087-nucleotide messenger RNA. RefSeq names its product polymeric immunoglobulin receptor-like. NCBI's taxonomy places the organism in Eukaryota, Metazoa, Chordata, Actinopteri, Cypriniformes, Cyprinidae. The record is from RefSeq and is a predicted model, not a curated record. The transcript has 10 exons. Bases 56 to 2377 code for a protein of 773 amino acids.